AUGAAGAAGUCCGUGAGAGGAAGGAAAGUUCGUAUUAUUGUCAGUGACCCUUAUGCUACUGAUGACUCCUCUAGCGACGAAUGGUUCGAGUGUAAGCCUCCUAAGGUGAAGCGCAUUGUCCAUGAGAUUAACCUCCCCUUUCUGCUCUCUGAGAGUUCUCAGUAUCACAAAAACUCUAGACGUAUGCAAGUUAACAAGCCAGUGGGAGUUAGGCUGAGGCAAUCAGGCAAAUGGGCUGCUGAGAUUAGAAACCCACUUACCAAAACUAAGGUGUGGUUGGGUACUUAUGCAACCCUUGAAGAAGCUGGGAAGGCUUAUGCUGACAAGAAGGUUGAGUUUGAUGCGUCGGUUGCGUCAGCGAACAGCCAGUGCUUGCGUUCUGCUGCUUCUAAAGAAAAGGUGUCUCUGAGGAAAGAUGUUGCUGCUUCUGGUGAUUUGACCAAGGAAGGUUUCGACCUUUCUGAGCUGGAGAUCCCUGAUCUGAGCUUCUUAGCAGCAGAAGAGAAGUCUGGCGCAAAGGCUGCUGGGGAGAUGGACUUUGAUUAUUUUUUCAAGGACGAGGACUAUGAUCAUCUGUUUGAUGAUUUCUCUGUGGUUGAUAAUGUUAAUAACGUCAGCUUACCAAGUGAGCUACCUGACUGUGACUUCACAGAUGUGGAACUUGAGCAUGAUGAUAUGAAGUUUGCCUUUGCAGCGCCUCCUCUCAACAUCGCUUGCCCCUGAAGUUUUUCAGCUUAUCUGAUUCACUGUAUUCCAAUAAUUAGUCGUUUCGUUUAAGGUUUAGUUUGCUAUUUCAAAAGAACAUGAAUAAGAAUGUAGCAUGUGUAAUCUCCUUGUGCUUUUAGAUCCUUCUAAAGAGGGUUUUUGCAGGAGUUUUGGAUGUUGGCUUUACCUUCUUCAGUCUCUUAUGUUAAAUCUGUGAUGCAUUAUGUGUA
This is a messenger RNA of Brassica napus (rape), 935 nucleotides long. RefSeq names its product ethylene-responsive transcription factor ERF116-like. Bases 1 to 723 code for a protein of 240 amino acids. The record is from RefSeq and is a predicted model, not a curated record. Gene Ontology annotation, biological process: regulation of DNA-templated transcription. The transcript has a single exon. NCBI's taxonomy places the organism in Eukaryota, Viridiplantae, Streptophyta, Magnoliopsida, Brassicales, Brassicaceae. Gene Ontology annotation, molecular function: DNA-binding transcription factor activity; DNA binding.